Molecule: messenger RNA, 1310 nt
Organism: Notechis scutatus (mainland tiger snake)
Lineage: Eukaryota; Metazoa; Chordata; Lepidosauria; Squamata; Elapidae
Gene: DIABLO
Product: diablo IAP-binding mitochondrial protein
Biological process (GO): intrinsic apoptotic signaling pathway in response to oxidative stress; neuron apoptotic process
Cellular component (GO): mitochondrion
Source: RefSeq, a predicted model, not a curated record
CUAAACUCUCUCCGCUCUUGUAGUUACUGGGCGUCGUAGAAGACGUCAUUUCCUGCGCGCCUUGUUGCCAUUGAAGAGAGAGAGAGAGAGAGAGAGAGAGGGUCAAGAUGGCGUCGGCGAGGAGCCGUUGGCUAUGGCGCUGCUGCGCCUUUUUCGGACGGAACUUUCCGCUCUUCUCCAGCGUGAGGACACAGUGCGUGCCUGGACUGAGGGCGCCAUGGAAGAAAAUGGCCACUCUGGGCUUUGGAAUGACCUUGGCCGCUAUUCCCAUUGCACAGAAACACGAUCCGGGUUCUCUAAGCAAUGAAUCCUUGAUCCGAAGAGCAGUCUCUUUAGUAACCGACAGCACCGGGACGCUCCUUUCUCAAACCACUUACGCAUUAAUUGAUGCGCUAACAGAAUAUACCACGGCAGUUUACACAUUGGUGUCCCUGUACCAAAAAUACACGCAUCUCCUGGGGAAAAUGAAUUCCAAAGAAGAAGAUGCUGUUUGGCAAGUAAUCAUCGGGGCCCGAGUGGAGAUGACGUCGAAGCAGCAGGAAUAUCUCAAAUUAGAAUCCAGGUGGAUGACCGCCCUGCGGCUUUCAGAGAUGGCUGCAGAAGCAGCAUAUCAGUCAGGGGCCGACCAAGCUUCGGUGUCAACCCACAACCACAUCCAGCUAGUGAAGACCCAGGUCCACGAAGCCCGACAGCUGUCCCAGAAGGCCGAAACCCAGCUGGCCGAGGCUCAGACAGAGGAGCUGUUGAAGUUGAAGGAAGAGGAACCUUUGCUGGCAACCACUCAGCAGGCCGUCAGGGAAGAGACAGAGACAGAGGAAGCCUACCUUCGUGAAGACUGAGGGUUGCUGGCAUGGACACGAUCCUGCUUGGCGGGAAGGAACACCAUGGAGAAGAUGCCGCGCUCAGUGGCUCUCUGGCUUCCCCAGCCCGGUUGGCCCUUGGCUUUGAGCCCGAGGUGGUUCUGUUGCCUGUCUGUUUAAAUUCACAGCUAUGCAAAUGCGAGAUAAUUCUACCCAGGGGGUGAUUUUUCUGGGGCUUGAGGGCUGAUUUGAGAUGAUCCAUCCGCUGCCAGAAUCUAUAUCGAGGUAAUCGCACGUAAUCACUUAAGGGCUGUGUCUUUGUGUUGACUUUUUUAUUUUAGAAAAAAAGCGAAAGGCUUGUGUUGUGAAGGACAAAACGCUCUACCUGAAAUUUCAAAGAUUAGUUGUGGAGAAUUUUAACCGUUUGGAGCCUAAAUGUCAUUUUUGUGUGGUUGGUUGUUUUUCUAGUGAUGUACUCGGGGAUCAUUCUCCCCAAACCCAUUUUUAAAA